Mercurialis annua (annual mercury) is the source of this 1611-nucleotide messenger RNA. RefSeq lists its product as uncharacterized. Lineage: Eukaryota; Viridiplantae; Streptophyta; Magnoliopsida; Malpighiales; Euphorbiaceae. Bases 1 to 1611 code for a protein of 536 amino acids. The transcript is spliced from 3 exons. The record is from RefSeq and is a predicted model, not a curated record.
AUGAAGUUCUACGUUGAGUACCGGAUUUUGGAUGGAACUGAAAUUUUGCUGGAUAAUUUGGAGUUAAGCGAUUCGAGUGAGUCAGAGUGGGACAGUGAGUCAGUAAGGAGCAGUGACAAAGAUGAAGACGAACACUUUUAUGAGAGCGACGAAGAUGAUGCAGGAGCCAUCGACGCCGAGUUAGGAAUGGCCAAUUCGGGAGAACAAACUCAGUACCAGUCGCAGCUCCCUGAACACGUUAGUCGUGUAAAUGUUGACGAUUUCGUAGUUGACUUGAAUGAGGGUGAGACCCCGAAUUUUACUUGGCAGCCUGGAAUGGAGUUUCAAACGGGGAUGACCUUCAAAAGUUGCGAUGCUGUUCAGACCCGUGCAACCGCUUAUUCAAUCGCUAUGGGGAAGGAGCACCAGUUUCAUCGGACUACCCCCAAGACAAUCGUGUUUUUUUGCCGACACAACGAAAUCUGCGGAUGGUGGUUGCGAGCAACCAAGCUACAGGCAAAUCAUACAUGGACCCUGACAAAAUAUAUAGGGCCACACACGUGCGAUCAUUUUAUGACAGGUCGCGACCAUCGAAACUUUAAGUCUAGUCAAAUCGUAGAAUUUAUUAAGGACCUGGUGUUGGAACAACGCGACAUUCGCAUCAAGACGCUGAUGGCUGGUAUUUGGGAAAGAUUUUCUGUAAUGCCUACCUAUAAAAGAACUUGGUUAGCUAAGGAGAAGGCAAUAUGCAGCGCCUACGGAAACUGGAAGGACUCUUUCGCCAAAGUUUGUAGCUUCAUGGCCAAUGUGAAGGUCACAAAUCCCAGAUCAUUCUGGCAUGCAGAAGGCGAUCCAAUUUACACAAACCACUCGCAAAAUCCCCGAGUGAGAAUGUUUCGCAGAAUGUUUUGGACCUUCUACCCGAUGACAGCUGGAUUUUCUUUUUUGAAACCGGUGCUAUUCGUUGACGGGACUCAUUUGUAUGGAAAAUACACAAUGACCUUGUUGAUCGCAUCGGCGAUAGAUGGAAACAAUCACAUAAUGCCACUUGCCUUUGCACUUGUCGAAUCGGAGAGCGCAGCAAGCUAUGAAUAUUUUUUGAGUCAUCUCCGGGAGCAUGUUAUCAAGGAGAGAAAAGUGGCAAUUAUUUCGGAUCGCGCUGGUGGAAUAAUAACUGUUUUGAAGCGUCCGGAGUGGGCAGGUGUUUCUCACAUGUUUUGGAUAACGCAUUUAGCGAGUAAUUUCAAUACUCAUUUCAAAGAUAAGGAUUUGAAAAAACUGGCAGAAAAAGCAGGACGGGCUUACCAGAAAAAAAAAUUCACAAGGUAUAUGAAAAUUAUGAAGAUCAAAUCGCCUGAUGGGUAUAAAUAUUUGAUGAAUAAGGAAGUAUUGAAGAAAAAUCAGUGGGCAAGGGCGUAUGACGUCAACGGACAACGUCACAAUGCGAUGACAACAAAUUAUGCUGAGUCUGUUAAUGCGACGCUCAAGAAUAUCAGAAGGCUGCCUAUCACCACAAUGAUUGAAGCUAUUUUCCGUAAGCUUGUCGAAAAAUACAUUUUCCGUUGGAAAUUUUAUAAGUCAUUGAUCGACAAGGACAUUGAGUACACGCCAAUCUGCAUCCAAUUAUUGUGA